Apus apus (common swift) is the source of this 4977-nucleotide messenger RNA. It is a transcript of the gene CCPG1, whose product is annotated as cell cycle progression 1. The record is from RefSeq and is a predicted model, not a curated record. The transcript has 10 exons. Bases 112 to 2631 code for a protein of 839 amino acids. NCBI's taxonomy places the organism in Eukaryota, Metazoa, Chordata, Aves, Apodiformes, Apodidae. Gene Ontology annotation, cellular component: membrane.
GCCCGGGCGGGUCGGUCGGUGUUGUUUUUGACGGCGUCACGGGCGGCUGCAGCCGGCGGCCCCUCGUCUGUGCCGGGCCCCGUCCGGGGCCGCGCUCAGUGUGCUUUGAAAAUGUCUGAAAAUUCCAGUGACAGUGAUUCAUCUUGUGGCUGGACCGUCAUCAAUCAUGAGGGUUCUGACAUAGAGACAGUGACUUCAGAAAACGGAAGCACAAAUGGUAACCCUGAGUUUGUUUCAGAAGAGUAUGUUUCUUUGCAAGAAGAGGAGCAACCAAUUGAUUUGCAAGCUCAGUGCAACAGUGAUGGAGACAUACCAGAGGUAGACAGUACUCUCUCUGCUUUUGAGGAAGCACAGACAGUUCCAGAGGGAAAGAAAGAAAAAAUCCCUGAUGAUGGGUCCUGUAUUGGAACUAUUAGUGAUGAUUCUGACAUUGUUACUCUUGAAGCUCCAAAACCAGAGGAAACUCAAAAUCAGGAGGAACCUCCAGCUGAUGGUGAAGAAGCUCCAAGUUCAGAGGAUUUUAACAUGGGUUCCUCUUCUAGCAGUCAAUAUGCAUUUUCCCAUGUAGAAACUGUCAGUUGGCUGGAGAAGCUGAGGAAGAUUCCUGAUUGUGUAAGGGGAUGGGGAAAUGAGGUGAAAGAGCAUGUCUCUCGCAGUCUUCCUUUCCAAGUUUUUUCAUCUCAGGCUAGCAAUGAUGAAUCAAGUAGUGAUGAAACCAGCAGUCAGUCCAGUCCUACAGUACGAAAACGUCGGGCUAAGAAGAGGGUGACGUCUGGCUCCGAGGCUGAGGGUGGGUCACCUGCUGAGCCGGAGUCGGAACCGCCCCGAGAAGAGCAGCUCAAGCGCCAGUUCAGCAGUGGCCUUAACAGAUGCAUCAUACUGGCUUUGGUGAUUGCAAUCAGCAUGGGCUUUGGCCAUUUCUAUGGUACAAUACAGAUCCAGAAACGUCAGCAGCUGGUGACAAAGACACGUGAAUUAAAGGAUAUGAAAGAUGACCUUUACCAGUGCCAACAAGAGCAAGGAGAUAAAGUGCAACAUAAAGUGGGGUCACUCAAGGGGGAUCUUGCCACGUGUCUGACCUCUACUGAAGUGGUGAAGAAAUCCUUUGAAUCUCAAAAAAAAAGUCUUACUGCAGAAAAUCAGCACUUAAGAGAAUCUCUAGAGAAGGAAGAAAAAGCUUUGGCCUCACUUCAGGAAGAAUUAAGGAAGCUAAGACAACAAAUUAGAAACUUAGAAGAUAAAGGUACUAGCACUGAGUCUAUUGUAAUGGAAAAUCAGAAACUAAGAGAACAUUUGGAAGAGGAAAAACAAAGAAACCACAACUUUCUUAGGCAAAAGGAAACACUCUUUGCAGAGGCACAGAUGUUAAGGAGAGAACUGGACAAAGAACGUCAUGUCACAGAAGCUCUCAAAAAAGAACUAGAACAAUUAAGUUCUCAUCAAACAUCUGACAGUGCUGCUGAUGAUGAUACGUUAAGAGAGAACGAAGAAAUAGAAACUCUGCGAGGAAGACUAGUAGAGCUAGAAAAAAAGCUAAACUUUGAGCAGCAGCGUUCUGACUUAUGGGAGAAGCUGUAUGUUGAAGCAAAAGACCAAAGUGAAAAACAAGAAAUAAAUGAAAAGGGACAAAAAAAGGGCACCAAAGGGCAAAGUAGGACUAAAAAGAAAUCAAAGGAAUCAUUUUUUGGUUCAGUUAAAGAAACUUUUGAUGCUAUGAAAAAUUCCACGAAAGAGUUUGUAAGACACCAUAAAGAGAAGAUUAAGCAGGCUAAGGAAGCAGUGAAAGAAAACCUGAAAAAAUUUUCUGAUUCUGUAAAGUCUACAUUCAGACACUUCAAAGAUACCACAAAAAACAUUUUUGAUGAAAAGGAGAAGGCAAAUGACAAAAGACAUGAGGCGAACAAGAAAGCUCGAACCUUUUACCGAGAACAUAACUCUUACGAGAAUCUGAAGCACAUGCAUUACAGGGGACCUCACACGGGAAAAGAAUUCAGAGAUGGAAGAAAACCUCAGUUUACAACAUUUGAAAAAGAUACAGAUUCACAGAAAUGCCUCAAUGACCCUUCGUGUAAUAGAAAACAUCCGUUUGUCUUAAAGGGCUGCUCUGGUAUUUUUGAAUGUGCUCAUCAAGAAUUCAUUAGUCUCUUUAACAGAGUAUCAGAUCCUAUCAGGGUGGAUGAAUUUAAUCGGCUAAUGAGAAAGUAUUUGCAACAAGUUGUACAUAACUUUCAUCACUGGAGAGAAUUAGAAAAUUUCAUUGAUAAAUUUUUUCAUAAUGGAGUUUUUAUACAUGACCAGAUGCUGUUCACUGAUUUUGUUAAUGAUGUCAAGGAUUACCUGGAAGAUAUGAAGGAAUACCAAAAUAAUAAUGAAAAGGUUUUUGAGGAUUUGGACAAAUACAUCUACAGAUACUACUUUCAUUAUGAUAAUUCACCCCAGUAUGGACCCAGUCGACCUAAAAGGCCACCUUUCACACAAACUGAAAAUUCCAGACAUGAAAAACAAGCUCAGAAGUACCACCACCGUAAUAAAAGAGAAGGUAAAUGGCAUAAACAUGGUCGCACUAAUGGAAGACACAUGGCAAAUCUUGAAAUAGAACUAGGCCAGUUGCCCUUUGAUCCAAAAUAUUGAGUAAUUUAUGGUUAAUAUAAGAUUAGAAUUAAUAAUUCAUAUGCUCUCUGAAAACUAAUUGUUUUCCAACAAAGCAGCAAGAUACAAGUUCUUCCUCUGAUUUUAUUUUUACACAUUUUUACUAAAAGGCAGAAGGUCAAGCUUUCUAAUUUGCAUAUUCUGUACUGUUGCUUUAACUGUUCUUUGAAAGUGAUGAUAGUUUGGGUGCCAGCAGUAUUAUUGCAGAAACUGGGCAUGCAAUGACUUGUGUGUGAAAAAUAUGCUUAAUUGCAUUCCAUUAGUGUAGUUCAAGCUGGAGUCAGGCAUAAUGUACCAAUAAUUAAUUCCAGUGUUUGAUAUACUAACUUCAUCUCAGCCUUCAAAAAAUAGGUCUACAUUAUGGUAAUGUGUUUGUUAGUGUUUUGUAAUCUUAUACUUGCUUCUUGUCUUUGGGGGAGGUGGGGGGGUGGGUGUGUUCAAAAGCCUGUUGAAUUGUGAAGAAUUUGCUGUGCUGCAUUCUAAUCAGCUUGCUGAUUUGGGCACUUGAAAUGUCUUGCAUAUCUGCAUAUUGUAGAAGAAAAAUAAAGAGCCACUGUGGGUAAAAGUCUUUAUUUACAAAACAAACCUAGCAUAGGUGUACAGUUCUAUAAAAAUGGUCCAGUCUUGUCUAAUUUCUUAUUAAGUAGUUGUAUGGUAAUUUUUUUUUCUUCCUGAUAUUUUCUAGUGCUGUAAGAUAGGCCAACACCCCCACCCUGCCUUAGGGCCACUGAGGCUGCCCUCAGGAGAGGUUAGUUAGUGUGUUACACAGCCAGUGGCUGGCUAAUCAGACUUCCCCAUUCGACUUACCCGGUUUCAGACUCUCUACUAUCUCCUUUCUGCAGUAUAAGGUCUUCUAAGCAUAGUACUGCUAUGCAAAACUGAUCUCAUUAGGUCUUAAGUCUAGAAACUGAUCUUCAGGUUUGAUUAAUUUCAGGUUUUUCUCCUGUAGACAUAGAUGUGGCUUCCAACUCGUCCUUGAGGUAGAUGAGUGUGAAAGACGGUGGCUGUUUUCUCAAAGCCCCUUGAAGCUAGAAAUGAUGAUAUUUCCUGUAAGUGAACAUACAUUAGUUUCCACAGUCAGAAAGUGUAGUUGGGAGGAUCAGAACAGUUCCAAAGUCUUCUGAAAACUAUCAGUUCAACUGUCCCCUGGAAGCUUUAUCCUUUAUUCUAGGAAAGACUGCUAGAAAAAGAGGUACCUCUCCUGUUUGAUCCUGUCCGGAGUCGAUAUUCACCAGACACUCUUGUUUGAAUACAUGGACUUCAUAGCAGAACUGAGAGGAAAUGGCACUCUGCAGGCACUUUUGCUUGUCACUGUUGCUUACUUAAAAGUGUAUGGUUCCAGGGACAGACUGCGCAUUUGUUUUAAUACGGCUUAAGGUGAAUUUACUUUACGGCAUGUAGAAUUCACAGAGGCAUAAAUGAAUCCUAAGCAUGUAUGGCUGGAAUGGUAUCUAUACUGCGUUGUUGACUAGGGGGGUUCAACUUUCAGUUAAGCUGCGUUUAAAAAAGUUAUGGACAACACUUAAAAAAAUUCAGUUUGUGUCAUCAUGCAGUUACCAUACCUGUUCUAGCACAUUGAAGAAGAUCAAGUGACUGGGUAAUAAUGUGUCAUUGUAAAAUUCCUUAUUAAGCCACCCAAGAGGAUCAGAGUAAAACAGAUCUGCUUCAUCAGUGUAGCUCUCAUUUCCCAUUAGGUCUGGGGGACACUCAAGGAAUCUCAUUUUUAGAGGACAGUGAACAUGGCUAGGGAGAAAACCAAAACAAACACUUCAGGAUAAAUUGACUCCUAUCUAUGAUUUGUAAUGACUCAAUACUCAAAAGAUACCUCAGUCAAAACUAAAUUUUAAUAAUUCUGCCGCCUCCCCCUCCCCGUUAUGUUUUCUUCCCUUCUAUACUUCAUAUAAAAGCAAAAGUAGAACAAGUGGUUUUGGCUCCAAACUGCUGUGACUAUUUUGUUAGCAGUUCACAGAAAGCAGAUUUGUAUUAAUAAAAAUACCAUCAGCAUAACACCAGUUUCUUAAAAAGAUAAUUUUCUGUAUCAGUGUCACAGUUUAUAUCUGCUUUAAUGUUGUGUUUACUGGCCACAAUCUAUUGCAAACUUUCUGGAAUAGUGACUUCACUGUAUGUUUUAAUUACAUUUCUUUACUCUCUAGCAGCAUAAGUAAAGGUAAAAUUAAUCCCUUUUGACUGUAACAAUUACUUUUUCGUUUUGCUACAGAAGUUACCAUAAUGAAGAAUUAGUUUCAGAAGUCACAAGACUUCUUGCUGCAUAUCCUCAUACAAAACUGUUUUACAGAAAACUGAAUAAAGUUUAGAGGUUGAAUUUUA